Messenger RNA from Purpureocillium lilacinum, 405 nucleotides. RefSeq lists its product as uncharacterized. The record is from RefSeq and is a predicted model, not a curated record. Lineage: Eukaryota; Fungi; Ascomycota; Sordariomycetes; Hypocreales; Ophiocordycipitaceae.
AUGGCUAGCAAGCCCGACGCGCCGCCGCCCUAUGGAGGCCCCCCACAGGCGCCUAAGCCGACCUACGGAAACGAAUCGCCUGGUCCAUACGGCCAGGACCAGCGGCAGGGCUAUUAUCCUCCCGGUGGACCUUCCGGGCCGCAACAGAACUACUAUCAGCAGCAGGGGCCGCAACAAGGAUACUACCAGCCGGGUCCGCAGAUGGGAUACUACAAUCAGCAACAGGGACCGUACCCCUCCGGUCAAGGCCCAUAUCCGCCCCAAGGCCAGUAUGGUCCCGGUCCCGGAGGGUACCAGCAAGGCCCUGGUUAUGUUCCGCAGCAGAGGCAAAGUGCAGCGCCGGGUCUUUGUGGAGGCCUGUUAGCUGGUCUGGCGUGCUGUUGCUGCUUGGAUCUCCUGUUCUAA